UGCCCCUGUUGGCCGCCGCUGUAAAAGUAAAUGGUGACUGGAGGAAGUCGAUCCUAAGCUCUUUCUUCUUCUCUCUCAAAAUCUCAAUUGCAGAUUCUAUUCUCCAAAUUCUGUGUGCUGGUAAGCCAUUGAAGACUGAACAAGCAUGAGCGCGACACAGGGGCCGCACUCACUAGCCUUCAGGGUGAUGAGACUCUGCAAGCCAUCCUUCCAUGUCGACCCGCCUCUCCUCCUCGACCCCGCAGAUCUUCUCGUCGGUGAAGAUAUCUUCGACGACCCCGUCGCUUCCUCCCUCCUCCCUCCUCUUCUGCAACCACUUAUCUCCUCUUCCGACUACUCCUCCGAUCUCAGCUACCGCUCCAGAUUUCUCCUCCGCCACCCCUCCGAUGCCCUCGGCCUCUCUUCCCUCCUCCUCCUCCCUCAAUCUUUCGGGGCUAUUUAUCUGGGAGAGACAUUUUGCAGCUACAUUAGCAUCAAUAACAGCUCUAGUUUUGAAGUUAGAGACGUUAUCAUCAAGGCAGAAAUCCAGACGGAGAGGCAGAGGAUACUCCUUCUUGAUACAUCAAAGUCGCCCGUUGAAUCUAUACGGGCUGGAGGGCGUUAUGAUUUCAUUGUGGAACAUGAUGUGAAGGAACUUGGAGCUCACACGCUAGUGUGCACUGCAUUGUACAAUGAUGGUGAUGGGGAGCGUAAAUAUCUUCCGCAAUUCUUCAAGUUUUCAGUGGCAAAUCCACUUUCAGUUAGAACAAAGGUUCGCGUAGUAAAGGAAACUACAUUUUUAGAGGCUUGCAUUGAGAACCAUACAAAAUCCAACCUUUAUAUGGAUCAAGUUGAGUUUGAACCAGCUCCGCAUUGGAGUGUCACUAUACUAAAAGCUGAUGAACACCUAUCCAAGAAUGAUUCUUUAACAAGAGAGGUAUUUAAGCCACCAGUUCUCAUUCGAUCUGGUGGAGGAAUUCAUAACUACCUUUAUCAGUUGAAAUUGCCCUCAAAUGGUCCUGGACAAGUGAAGGCUCAAGCAAGUAAUAUUCUAGGCAAACUUCAGAUAACAUGGCGUACGAAUUUGGGGGAGCCUGGUCGUUUACAGACACAACAAAUUCUUGGCACUCCUAUCACACGCAAGGAUGUUGAGUUGCACAUUGUUGAGGUUCCACCUAUCAUCAUUCUUAAUAGAUCUUUUCCGGUUCGCCUGAAUCUGGCAAACCAGACUGAUAGGAAAUUGGGUCCCUUUGAGGUUCAUUUAUCCCAAAAUGAGUCAAGCACAGAGAAAGCUGUUAUGAUUAAUGGUCUCCAGACUGUGACAUUACCGCUAGUGGAGGCAUUUGGUACCACAGAUUUUCACCUGAACCUGAUUGCUACUAAACUUGGAGUUCAGAAAAUCACAGGCAUUACAGCAUUCGACACAAGAGAGAAGAAAACUUAUGAACCAUUGCCUGAUAUAGAGAUUUUUGUAGAUUUGGAUUGAUUUUGCAAGUUUCAUUCAGCUAGGUGCCAUUGCUCCAUAUUCUUUUGGAAAAUCAUCUGGUUAACAGAGCAGGCAGUGUCAUGGCAUGUACAUGUGUGUGUAUAUAUAUAUAUAUAUAUAUACAGAUCGUGCAUCAAUCAGAUUGAGCAGGGCUGGAGGUAGAAAUCACCAAACCUCAUAUUGCCAGACAUCUGUUAGUGACUGGCCUCCAAGCAUUGAGGACUUUUACAACCUUUGGUUCUUACCAAUUCCAUUAUUUAAGAUUAAGGAGUAGAUGGACCCUUAACUCAAAUGUAUUUUGUUGUUUCAUGUUUAGUUACUUCAAGGAUGAGGAAAACUUAAGACUUCGGAAAUAACUUUUUCAUACUUUGGGUUUUGAGAAAGUCAUGUUAACCUACUAAAACCUUAUUUGUUUGGUCUGUUGGCCUGAUAUUUCCUGAGGACAAUUGGCAACUAGAAUCAUGUGACCCAGGAAAAAAAGUAAAA
Carica papaya (papaya) is the source of this 1951-nucleotide messenger RNA. RefSeq names its product trafficking protein particle complex subunit-like protein. The record is from RefSeq and is a predicted model, not a curated record. Gene Ontology annotation, cellular component: TRAPPIII protein complex. Lineage: Eukaryota; Viridiplantae; Streptophyta; Magnoliopsida; Brassicales; Caricaceae.